CAGGACCACCAUACAACACGUUGGUCAGCUUUUCUACGUCAAAACUGGCCCGACUUCUCUCUCUGACCAGAUCUGGGUUCACAAGUUGCGCCAUGUUUACAAGUCAAAGGUUGCUGACAAGUCCACUGUGAACAGAUGGCGGACGUUGUGAUCGUGUCGGCGGUUCGCACUCCAGUUGGGUCUUUCAAUGGCAGUCUGUCCAGUCUGGCUGCCCAUGAACUUGGCAGUGUGGCCAUCAGGGAGGCUCUCAGCAGGGCCAAGGUCAAGGGUGAAGAUGUGUCAGAGGUCAUUAUGGGACAGGCUCUGAGUGCAGGUCAGGGUCAAAACCCAGCCCGCCAGGCGAGCAUGGGUGCUUCCCUACCCCACACAGUCCCAGCGUGGGGGGUGAACAUGCUGUGUGGGUCGGGGCUGAAGGCUGUAGCGGUGGGGGUACAGGCCAUCAGGAAUGGGGAUGCCAGCGUAGUGGUAGCAGGGGGUCAGGAGAGCAUGAGCAAGGCCCCCCACUGUGUCCACAUGAGGUCAGGGGUCAAGUUCGGAGACGUCCAUCUUGUGGACACCAUGUUGAGUGAUGGACUCAUGGAUGCUUUCAACAACUACCACAUGGGGAUCACAGCUGAAAAUGUGGCCAAGCAGUGGGGAGUGAGCCGUGAGGAACAGGACAAGUUUGCGCUGGAGUCCCAGCUGAGAACAGAGCAGGCUCAGAAGGAAGGACACUUCAGCCAGGAGAUUACACCGGUCACUGUCACGUCAAGGAAAGGUUCCGUUGAGGUAAAAGUUGAUGAGUACCCCAGACCAGGCUGUGUGUUAGAGGGUAUGACCAAACUCAGACCUGCCUUUGUCAAGGAUGGCACAGGGACUGUCACUGCUGGCAAUGCAUCAGGUAUAAAUGACGGAGCAGCUGUGGUUGUACUGAUGUCCGAGUCGGAAGCCCAGGCACGAGGAGUGACCCCCCUGGCCAGGGUAGUGUCCUGGGCUCAGGCUGGGGUAGACCCCUCCAUCAUGGGGACUGGACCCAUACCUGCCAUCAGGAAAGCUUUGGAGAAAGCCAAAUGGACCAAAGAUGAAGUGGACUUGUUUGAACUGAACGAGGCUUUCGCUGCACAGUCACUAGCUGUUGUAAAAGAUUUGGGUUUGGAUUCAAGCAAGGUGAAUGUGAGUGGAGGAGCCAUAGCUAUUGGCCACCCCAUCGGUGCAUCAGGCUCCAGAAUCCUGGUCACCCUGCUGUAUGCCUUACAGAGGACAGGGGGCCACAGGGGGGUGGCAGCUCUGUGUGUGGGAGGGGGGAUGGGGGUAGCCAUGUGUGUGGAGAGGAGUUAGACAAUGAAAAAAUGUGACCAAGAAAGGCAUAAGUUGUAUAGAUUAUUUGUAGUUUGCAAUAAAGACUAUCACAGUCAGUCAGUGGAGGACAUCAGAUGUCAACUCGGGACGCUUGCUGGACCCUCCUACUCCACUCCUCCCUGUCCUUCAUCAGUGAUCUUAGACUAAAGACUACCACAUGAUGUUAAUUUUCAAACUAGUUCUGCUAUAAUAUUAAUGACAAUAGAAUACAAAAUCCUGAUUACAUACAACCAGAUAGGAACAUUGUUUUAUUCAAUGAAGAAGACAUAUUGUACAAUUUACCCCUCUGAUGUUAGUUGAUUUUAAACCUUACAAGCCAUACUUCCAGUUCUUGAUUCCUGCCAGGUAAUCAUCUUAAACUGGAAACCUAUAGCUAGUGAAUGACACAGCCAGUUCGGAAACUGGCACAGUGGCUUACAAAAAACGUCUUGAGAACCAAUAUCAUAAUCAUAAUCAUUGUGAUUACUAAUUUGGCUGAUUGCUGUUGGCAGUCUGAUACCGAUUUCAAGAUAAUUGUGGUGUUUCCUAUCACAUAGGUUCUCUUUAACCUGCCUUUCCCAAGGGAGCAACAUCAGUGACAGGUUAGGGGAUUAGAACCCGGGACCUCUUGUUUCUAAAAAAAAUUCAGGCAGUAAUCAAGAGUACUCCAGAACAUGCCCUUUAGAACUUAAUUCUGCGGAGUUGGGUCAAUAAUCGUGUCAAUGCUAACUUAAUUAGCAAUGGAGCAUUCCAAGCCAACAAUGACAGUUGGUACCUUACAUGGUGGCUGUGCUUUUGAUAAAUAAUUUAUCAGGCAUUGGUCCCAACUUCAAUUAUUACAGAUAACCAUCUUCUUUGGCUUGCAUGAAUGUAUAGCAAAAUUGGUCAUUGAUAAGCUAACUUUAUCAUGUUACAGCAAAUAAAAUGAUAGAAUAAAUCAGCAUUACAUUUGUAUUUCUAUUAUUAUAAUGCUACCUGUGCUGUGUGUUAUCCAGAAUACCAAAAUUACACAGUCAAUUGAAAACUAACCCAGUAUCAGUCAUUGAAAUUACCAUCAGCAUACUGUCAUAAAAGGUUUCAAUUAAUGCAUAAAAGUAAUAACUAAUUGAAUAUUGUCAAUUACUUUUAAAUUAGUAUCAGAUGAUUGAUAGCAUAUUCAUGUAUUUUGCAGGUGAGGUAUAAUUCACUUCUAUGAUAUAAUGAUAAAUUCAAU
Molecule: messenger RNA, 2530 nt
Organism: Branchiostoma floridae (Florida lancelet)
Lineage: Eukaryota; Metazoa; Chordata; Leptocardii; Amphioxiformes; Branchiostomatidae
Product: acetyl-CoA acetyltransferase, cytosolic-like
Exons: 10
Coding region: 136-1317 (393 amino acids)
Biological process (GO): fatty acid beta-oxidation
Molecular function (GO): acetyl-CoA C-acetyltransferase activity
Source: RefSeq, a predicted model, not a curated record